CUUCGCGCUAAAUGUCAUUUUCAUGCUGACGAACGUCAUCGAAGUCCACAUUGAUAAUCAGCGGAACGCAAGUGUGCAGAAAGUCAAAAAGUUGUGGUUAAGAUAGAAAAUAAGUUCCCUUUGGUGUUCGAAACGAAAGAACGACAGUAUAAAAAAGAAGAAGAAGAGAAGAAAAAGAGAGAAAGAAAGAAGAAAAAAAACACCACACAAAGAGCGGAAUCGGUGAAGUAAGAGAGUGUGUGAGUGGAAGAGAAAGAAAAACGUCAACUAAUUAAGGACAAGUUGCAGAGCGCGAGUGAACAUCAAUAAUGGCGGAUUUGGAUGAUUUUUUCGCGAAAAAAGAUCGCAAAAAGACAAAAUCCAAGAAAUUUGCAACACCCGAUGAAUUUGUGAAAAAAUUGGAAGACACCACAAAGCGAAAUGAAGUAGUGAAACCGCGCAAAGAACCACAGUCAACACAGCAGUCAGAUGGUGGUGUGGAAACCGAGAGCGGCGAACAAUUGCAUGCACCCGAAGAGGACGAAUGGAGAGAUUUCGCAGAAGCAGAACGUAAUGUAGAUUAUACGGGCCUUAAAAUUCAGAAUGUACAAUUGAACGAUGAUGAUUAUUCGGGUUCGGAUGGUGAAGGCAGCGAUGGAGACGGUGAAGAUGGCGAUGGUGACAAGGGUGCAUGGAAAAAGGUGUCGGGUGGUGGUGCCGAAGGCAAAGCAAAUAGUCAAGCCGAAAAAGAAAGCUCGAAAUCACAGAAGGCUGCAUCCGGUUUGGCUGCAUCGUCAACGGGUAGGUACGUUAGUCCGGCACUUAGGGCACCAUCGUUGAUGCCGAUGCGCCUAAAAAGGGACGCGUUGCCCGAUAUCAACAACGAAGAAUACUUCCCAACGCUGGGCGAUGCGAAAAAAGAGGAGCUUCGAAAAAAGAAGAACGAACCAGCCUUCGAAGAGGUAAAAUCAGGUGCACGCUUCCAACGAGAAUCCGACCUUUCAACAAACGCACCAGUCUCUAUAGGAAAUCGUUACACUUCAUUAGCCGAUAGCUAGAAAUUAUAUAUCAAAAUAUCAAAUGAUUUUUUUUUUUCGUUUUAUUACACUUUGAAAAAGAAUUAAACAAAAUGAAACAACAAGGGAAAAACAAUUAAAUACAUAGUAAAAAUUAUGGUAAAAAAGAUCACGAAAGCAAACAGUAAAAAUUCAAUUGAAUUCAAUAAUAAAAUGAAAAGAAACGAAUAGGAAUGCCACAAAAAUCUAUAUACAAAAUGAAAACAAAACAAAAAACAGAAAACAAAAAAAACAAAGCAAUGAAAUGAACAAAUGAACCAUUUUCUUGUAAUCUUUUUGAGAGAAAUUCAUCUUUUUAUUUUGUACGAAAAAUGGAAUUUCAAAUUUCAUGGUCUGUGUUUCCACCUGAAAUGUUAAUAAAUCAUUGAAUAAUUAUUACUGAAAAUCAUGUUAAUCUUACAAUUUUUGAACUCAACCAUGAAAUGAAGCAAAACUAAACCAAUACUGUGUAAAAAAAAAAAGAAGAAUCAAUCACCAGCAGCUGAAUAAGUUAAAACUGCACGGAGUCCCAAAUCAACGAUAUCGCUUAUCGAAUGAAAUUUUCUAGUUAAUUUUAUGUGUGUUUUGGGAUAAAAAAAACUAAAAACUUUUUAAGAUAUAACAAUUAAUUCAA
Molecule: messenger RNA, 1668 nt
Organism: Sitodiplosis mosellana (orange wheat blossom midge)
Lineage: Eukaryota; Metazoa; Arthropoda; Insecta; Diptera; Cecidomyiidae
Product: protein CDV3 homolog
Exons: 3
Coding region: 309-1037 (242 amino acids)
Cellular component (GO): cytoplasm
Source: RefSeq, a predicted model, not a curated record